AGGCAUGCGCAAAUGGUCACUGACGUGUCAACUGUUGCGUGUUCACUCGGGAAAAAAUGGACGCUCUCUUUGGUGGAAGAAGCAUCAGCUUUAAGGCUCUCUCUGACUUUUCUUCGCUUGAUACUCGCGUGAGGGGUCACUUGCGCAGCGUGUACAGCUGCCUUGCUUUUUCGACAUUGGUUGCUGCCGGAGGUGCUCUCAUGCACUUUUAUACCAGCUUAUUUCAGGCUGGUAUUUUGUCGACAUUGGUGGCUUUGGGCUGCUUGCUUGCUCUUGGAAUGACUAAACACAGCAAACAAAACUUUAAUACUAGAUUUGGUUUACUGGCUGGAUUUUCUUUUUUCAUGGGUCUUGGUUUGGGACCAGUACUGGACUUUGCCAUUGAGAUUGAUCCUGGUAUUAUUCCGACUGCUUUUCUUGGAACAUCUGUUAUUUUUGUGAGCUUUACUCUGGCUGCUUUGUGGGCAGAGAGAAGGUCCUACCUGUUUCUUGGUGGUAUGUUAUUUGCUGGUCUGCAGAUUCUUAUUCUUCUUGGCAUUGCGAACAUCUUUUUUCAUUCAUAUGCCAUCUUUAAUGUGAAUCUCUAUGCUGGUUUGGUGAUCAUGUGUGCGUUUGUUUUAUAUGACACUCAGCUUAUUGUCGAAAAAUGCCACAGUGGUGAUAACGACUAUAUCUGGCACUCUGUGGACUUGUUUUUGGACUUCAUCAAUAUUUUCCGUCGACUGGUCAUCAUUUUGGGAAUGAACAAGAAGAAGGACAACAAGAAGAACUAACUGUCAUUGUAUUUGCGUUUGACUGUAAUGGUAGGUGUCUGCAUGUUGCUUAGAGUUUUGAUGUGAAACAUACACUGUGUAGUAGCUGACUUGAUAUUUGCAUUAUCAUAUGCUGAUUGCCUGUGGAGCA
Molecule: messenger RNA, 903 nt
Organism: Corticium candelabrum
Lineage: Eukaryota; Metazoa; Porifera; Homoscleromorpha; Homosclerophorida; Plakinidae
Product: probable Bax inhibitor 1
Exons: 10
Coding region: 57-773 (238 amino acids)
Biological process (GO): negative regulation of apoptotic signaling pathway; cellular response to unfolded protein; negative regulation of endoribonuclease activity
Cellular component (GO): mitochondrial membrane
Molecular function (GO): enzyme binding
Source: RefSeq, a predicted model, not a curated record